Molecule: messenger RNA, 735 nt
Organism: Lachnellula hyalina
Lineage: Eukaryota; Fungi; Ascomycota; Leotiomycetes; Helotiales; Lachnaceae
Exons: 2
Coding region: 1-735 (244 amino acids)
Source: RefSeq, a predicted model, not a curated record
AUGCGCGUUCUCCUACUUGGCGCAACUGGAAACCUGGGGAAACGGUGUGUCCCUGCCCUGCUCGCACACGAGCACGUACUCACGAUAUACGUGCGGAACCCGUCCAAAUUCAAGUCUGUGAUGUCCCCGGAGAUCAUUCAGCGUCUGGAAUCCAUCGUGAUAGGCGACGCAACCGACACGGCCACCAUCGCGAAGACGAUCCGCGACCAUGAUAUCGAAGGUAUCGUUAAUGUAGCCGGCAAUCAGGUGCUCCCUUGGAAAGAGUUUCUCCUUCCCAAGAUAGCGAAAGCUGUAGCCGAUGCUGCCAUGGCCGUUGGCAAUGAACGAGGCGUCCCUUUGCGAGUCUGUGCCCCAUACAUGGCUAUGGUCCAGCAUGAUGCAACGUGCAAAGCCAUCGAACAAAUUUCUCUCACAAACCUCCGCUGGUCUCUGUUCUGCGUGGGGACCAUGCACCCUCUGGAUCGCCAGCAGACGGUUUUCGAGCCACUCAAUGCUCCCAGGCCCCACAAUCUGUUGUUGGGGGUCACGACUUUGCCAGCCUGGGUUGAUUCUUGGUGGACUCACGUGCCCUUCAUUGGGGAAUUUGUCAAUAUCUGGGUGGUGCUCUUGUUUCAAUACGGCACUAAGUAUGAAGCUGCGGCUGAUUUUCUGGCGGAAGACUUGGAGAGGGGGAGCGAGGAAUUUGUGGGAGUGAGAGUCGGGAUGAAGAAGAAGUCUAAGUCGAAAGAUGACUAA